GAAGUUUAACAUCGAUAAGGGUGACAUCGGGAGCUUUCGAAGCGCGAGUAUUUCCAGAAACCGCGAUGGCCAGUCAGACCGACGAGUCUCAGGUCAGAAAAGUGGCGGAAAGUGAAAUAGCACAAUUUUUCUCAGGCCGCAAAGUUCUUAUAACGAUUGGCUUGGGCUUCCUGGGAAAGCUUCUGAUCGAGAAAUUACUGCGAUGUUGUCCAAACAUCGCGACGCUGUAUAUAUUUGUGAGAGGAAAAGAUGGAAAGACUCCCCACGAACGCGUGCAGCAACUUGCCGAGAUGUCUUUGUACGAGAAACUGAAGAAGGAGCAGCCUGAUUUCCUACAGAAAUUGAUAGUGAUCGAGAGCGAUCUGGACACGACGAACCUGGGCUUAUCCCAGCAAGAUCGAAACAGGCUGCUCGACGCGAACGUUAUCUUUCACGGCGCGACGAUCGUACGAUCUAAUCAAAGACUUCGCACCAUGACGAACGUCAACGUGCAGGCCACGAAGCAAAUAUUGUUGCUCGCGAAGGAAAUGCGAGAUCUCAAGGCUUUCGUUCACCUGUCGACCGUUUUCGCGCACUCGCCAAUCCGAUCCAUCGAAGAGAAACACUAUCCCCCGCCGAUGGAGACCGACGAAUUAUUGUCGCUAGUGAAUAUCCUGAACGACAAAAAGUUGGACGCCAUCACACCGACAUUGAUCGGCGGCUGGCCCAACACGUUCGCGUUCACGAAAGCGAUCGCGGAGGACACGGUGCUGCGAUACAGCGGCGACGGAAUGCCGGUGUGCAUCGUGCGACCGUCUAUCGUGACUUCGACCUGGAGCGAGCCGAUUGUGGGUUGGGCCGGCAGUAUAUACGGGCCCGUCGGCCUCCUGGUCAGCUCGAGCUUCGGCCUAUUGCGCACUAUACAUUGCCACACCGACAAAAACCUCGACUUCGUACCGGCCGAUUACGUGACGUCGUGCUUGAUCGCCGCCGCCUGGUGCACCAGCACGAGGAACACCGAGAGGGAAUUUAAAGUGGACGUGGUGACGGGCGUCGUGCCGGACGUGGAAAGGAUACCAGUGUACAAUUACGUGUCGUCCUGUCAGAGGCCGAUAACCUGGGACACAUUUCGAAAACACGUACGCGCCCACGGAUCAAGAAUACCGGGUGUGAGAGACGUACGGCUGCAGUGUAUGUUUUGGAACAGUAGACUGUGGGUGCACAAACUCCUCAUGUGCCUGUUCCACUUGUUGCCCGCGGUCAUGGCGGACGGGGCGGCCAUUCUCACUGGCCGAGAUUCAAGAUGGUACCAGAUUUACGAUCUGAUACACGCUCAUCUCUCGGCGACGUCCUAUUUUAUGACGCAGCAAUGGUGCUUCGGGAAUAAAGCGGUGGUCGAACUUUGGGAACGAAUGAACGCGGUGGAUCGCGAGACUUUCGAAUUCGACAUGAGUAACUUUGAUUGGAGCGAGUACAUAAAACGAAUGCUCCGCGGGAUUCGCGACUUUGUCAGCAAAACUCCGUGGGACAUUGUGGAAAAAGGAUUGGCCGAGUACAUUGAACUGUGACACGUAAUGUUAAAAGUCAAUUUCUUACGGCUUAUGACUUACUACUCUCAUUGUAGAUGGACCUUUAGAGUCAAAAGCCUUAGAUCUUAAAACCAAUAAUUUUCAAGCUACACAACGUUGAAUAAACGUUGAUAAAAAAAUCAAAUUUUCUUAAGUCCCUUAAUUAUCUCUUAAUUUUCUUAAAUCUCUUAAAUAUCUCAGGUUAUAUUUGACAUAAAUUUAUUAGAUAACUCGUUCACUCAAGUAUUGGUUUUAUAGAUUUAUAUCAGAUAUAACUAAAGAUUUAAGAAAAUGUGAUUUUUCUUUGAGGUACUUCAAUGUCCUGCAUUUCAAAAACUGUACUGAUUUUAGAAACUAUGUUUAUUAAGAUUUUUUAAUUAUUAUAAGAUUUUUGUGAGACCUUAAAUGAUCCAAAGAAUUAGCUUUCUGAAGUUAUGUGACAUGGACUUAAAAUACACUCUGUAUAACCGAGUUGCAUACAUAAUGUGCAUACAAACGUGCUUUCUAAUAUUUAAAUAGUUAAGAGAUAUAACUUGUGAAAUCCAUAUUUUCCUCGUUAAAAUAAAACAAAAUAUUAUCAAUUAAA
Molecule: messenger RNA, 2133 nt
Organism: Wasmannia auropunctata (little fire ant)
Lineage: Eukaryota; Metazoa; Arthropoda; Insecta; Hymenoptera; Formicidae
Product: fatty acyl-CoA reductase 1-like
Exons: 9
Coding region: 66-1547 (493 amino acids)
Biological process (GO): long-chain fatty-acyl-CoA metabolic process
Cellular component (GO): peroxisome
Molecular function (GO): alcohol-forming very long-chain fatty acyl-CoA reductase (NADP+) activity
Source: RefSeq, a predicted model, not a curated record